UCUCCAGCUGGUGGCUGAGCAGCCCUUGUUCUUUGGUGGCACUGAUCUGCCUUCUGAGACACUCUCCUUUAGGGACACCAGAAAGAGGAUGCUCACAGGGCUCUGGAGAGCCAGGGGAGAGGCACACAUGGCAUUCAGGGACGUGGCAGUGGAUUUUUCUCAGGAAGAGUGGCAGCUGUUGAGCUCUGCUCAGCGAAACCUGUACAAGGAGGUGAUGCUGGAGAACUAUGGAAACCUGGUCUCCCUGGGUAUUCGAUUUUCUAAACCAAAACUCAUCACCGAGCUAGAGCAAGGAAGAGAGACCUGGAGAGAGGAGGAAAAAUGUCAACCACCCAUAUGUCCAGCAGAACCAAAGCCGGAAAUCCAGCCCUGUCCUUUCUGCCCUUUGGAUUUCUCCAAUCAGAAAUUCCACAAGCAACAUGUGCUCUGCAGUCAUGCCCCUUGGAUGUUCACCUGCUUGUGUACUGAGCAUUGUGUCCAGACCGGGAAUUCUUGUUCAGAAACACAACAAAAGGAACAACCUUCUGAUGAAAGAUCCUGGAGUGGCAAAUCAAAAGAUCAAGAGAGAGAAGGUGUCAAACCUACUUAUAGAAGAAUGAAGGAACCAACAUUAGCGACUUUUUCCAGGAAGCCAGUCCAAUCUGAGAAUGACAUCAGAGGUUUGGAAAUAGAGGCCAGUGAAGCUCAAAGGGGCAUCCCCGAGGAAACAGACAAAUUACUAAAGAGGAUAGAAGUCUUAGGAUUUGGUACAGUCAACUGUGAAGAGUGUGGACUAGGCUUCAGCAAGAUGACAAACCUACUUAGUCACCAGAGGAUACACUCAGGAGAGAAGCCUUAUGUGUGUGAGGUUUGUGAGAAGGGCUUUAGUCUAAAGAAAAGCCUUGCUAGACACCAGAAAGCACACUCAGGGGAGAAACCUAUUGUAUGCAGGGAGUGUGGGCGUGGAUUUAACAGGAAGUCAACCCUCAUCAUACAUGAGAGAACACACUCGGGUGAAAAGCCUUAUAUGUGCAGUGAGUGUGGGCGAGGCUUUAGUCAAAAGUCAAACCUUAUCAUACAUCAGAGGACACAUUCAGGGGAAAAACCUUAUGUGUGCAGGGAGUGUGGGAAAGGCUUUAGCCAAAAAUCAGCUGUUGUUAGACACCAGAGAACACAUUCAGAGGAGAAGACUAUUAUGUGUAGUGAUUGUGGACUGGGCUUUAGUGAUAGAUCUAACCUCAUCUCACACCAGAGGACACAUUCAGGGGAGAAGCCUUAUGCUUGCAAGGAGUGUGGGCGGUGCUUUAGGCAGAGGACAACCCUUGUCAAUCACCAAAGGACACACUCAAAAGAGAAGCCUUACAUUUGUGGGGUGUGCGGGCACAGCUUUAGCCAGAAUUCAACCCUCAUCUCACAUAGGAGGACACACACUGGGGAAAAGCCUUAUGUGUGUGGGGUGUGUGGACGAGGCUUUAGCCUGAAGUCACACCUCACCAGACACCAGAAUAUACACUCAGGGGAUAAGUCCAUCGUAUGCCAGGAUUGUGGUAGAGGCUUUAGCCAACAGUCAAAUCUCAUUAGACACCAGAGGACACACUCAGGAGAGAAGCCCAUGGUGUGUGAUGAUUGUGGGCGAGGUUUCAGCCAGAAAUCAAACCUAAUUGCACACCAGAGGACACAUUCAGGAGAAAGGCCUUAUGUAUGCAGGGGCUGUGGGAGAGGCUUCAGUCACCAGGCAGGUCUCAUCAGACACAACAGGAAACACUCAAGGGAGAAGCCGUGUAUGUGCAGGCAGUGUGGACUUGGCUUUAGCAAUAAGUCAACUUUAAUUGCACAUAAGCAGUUACACUCAGAAGAGAAGCUUUGUGUAUGUCGAGAAUGUGGUCAAGGCUUCAUUCAAAAGUCUCACCUCCUCUUACAUCAAAUGGCACACAACGGGGAGAAUUCUUAUGUGUGCAGGACAUAUGGGCAAAGCUUUAACCCGAAGCCUCACCUCAGUAAACAUAGGAUAAAGUCUAUCUUUCACAAGCCAUCACUCCAUGCUGAUUUGGAGGCUUGUUCAGGGCAAUCUUCUGUUCCUUUACACUCCCUUUGAAAGUAAAAAUUACAACAUGGACUAGGUAACCGAAAUUUUUACACUAAUAAAUUGGAGUAGAAAACUGGAUCCCUUAAGUGAUCAAAGAACAUGUGACUGAGUUUACUUUCUCCCCACUAUCUUUUCCAUGUAUUGUGGCCUUUUUCUUUUAAUAAACAUUGCUUCUUUACAAAUCUGUA
Messenger RNA from Echinops telfairi (small Madagascar hedgehog), 2253 nucleotides. It is a transcript of the gene ZNF133, whose product is annotated as zinc finger protein 133. Lineage: Eukaryota; Metazoa; Chordata; Mammalia; Afrosoricida; Tenrecidae. The transcript is spliced from 5 exons. The record is from RefSeq and is a predicted model, not a curated record. Gene Ontology annotation, biological process: regulation of transcription by RNA polymerase II. The coding region runs from base 89 to 2074 and encodes 661 amino acids. Gene Ontology annotation, molecular function: DNA-binding transcription factor activity, RNA polymerase II-specific; RNA polymerase II cis-regulatory region sequence-specific DNA binding.